Ectocarpus sp. CCAP 1310/34 is the source of this 2680-nucleotide messenger RNA. The record is from the annotation of a GenBank genome assembly. NCBI's taxonomy places the organism in Eukaryota, Phaeophyceae, Ectocarpales, Ectocarpaceae.
UUCGUGUAUGAAGAUAAGCACCCGUCGCGCGGCACGACGGCCGCGGCCAGGCUCCUCCGGACCAAUGGCGCGACGCCGUCACCGAGCCGGGCCGGUUCGAUUCGUGGCUUCUAGAGCGUGGUGCGUGGGAGCUCUUGUUCUUCUUCUCCGACGCAGCGCCUGGGAGAGUGGUGUCGUCGCGCAACAAGGUAGCGACGACGGAAACGGAAACGACGACGGUGGCACCAGCGCGCCUGCCGCGCUCUACCCCGACUGCGAGGCUGACACGGCCUUGGUCGGCGAUUCCAUAUGCGACCUCGACUUCAACGUCGCAGAGUGUGGUUUCGACGGCGGAGACUGCUGCGAGUGUACCUGCGUCGACACGGGGGAUCAGGUCUGCGGCGAGGGGGGAGGCGGGUACUUCUGCGUAGACCCGGACGCCCCGCAAGACUGUGCGUCUGCGCCGAGCCCGACGCCGAACACGCCGUCGGCGCCGACGUCUUCUGACGCGAUAGACGUAACGGCUGGACCGACGUCGCUCGAUGCGUCUGAUGACCCUUACCCGGGCUGUGGCGGUUACAUCCCACAUAUUGGCGACGGGUACUGCGAUGAAGACAACAACACCGCUGCUUGCGGCUUUGACGGAGGGGAUUGCUGCGCGUGCACUUGUGGGAUGGACGCGGAGGUGGACCACGAGUGCGGGCUGCUAAACGACGGUUACGACUGCCGAGACCCGGACGUGCCCGAGGACUGCAACCUGGCCAAUUUCGCGCAGUGUGAGGGGAUGAACGGGUACGACUGGCAGGACGGGUACUGCGACGACGACCUCAACACCGCCGAGUGCGGCUACGAUGGGGGCGACUGCUGCCGCUGCACUUGUCGAGACUACGAUUCGUGGGGGUACUACAGCAGCUGCGGCUACUACGGGUACGACUGCUUGGACCCGGAGGCCCCCAGCAGUUGCAGCACGGACAGCCCGACGCCUAGCCCUGCCGCGGGGACCGACUGGCCGGAAUGCGAGGGCUACCUCUUUGAGAUUGGAGACGGGCACUGCGACUACUACAACAACAAUGAGGAAUGCGAUUGGGACGGGGGCGACUGCUGCGCCUGCACGUGUGUAUCUGGUUACUACACGUGUGGAUACUACACCUUCGACUGCGAGGACCCGUCCGUUUCCACGGACUGUUCAACAACAUCCACGCUCGAUUCAGACGACUGGUACGGUGGAUAUGGAUAUUACACCGACGACAUUUGGGACAGCGGUGACGACUUCUACGGCACCUACGACGUUUACAACUACGGCAGCACGGCGUGCAUAUCCUCCUAUACCGGUGAUGGCUGGUGCGACUCAUUUUACAACCACGCCGACUGCGAAUGGGACGGGGGUGACUGUUGCGAGUGCGACUGCGUGGACGCGACUUACGAUUGCGGAGUUGUCGGCUACGACUGCCUGGACCCGACAUCGUCUUGCAGCGACUCCCCCGGCACGCCGAGCCCGACCUUGCUCGACUCCGAAGCGAGGGAUGCCGAGUCCACGUCGACGUCGACGUCGUCCUCGUCCGUCGCCACUUGGCAGAUCGUGGUUGGGUUUUCGGGGGUCAUGCUUGCGUUCUGCUGCUUCAGCGGGAUUGUGUACUUCGCAUGUCUGAGGUGCCGAAGAAAGCUGGGGGAUGCGGAGGACGAGCAAGGUUCCGGCGGCGGCGUUGGCGGUGCUGCUGCUGCUGCUGCUACCCCUGUUGCCAAGUGAGAGGGCGCUUGGCACCGCCACGUCUUUCGCAUGCUGGCUCGGGGGGGGGAGCGUGUUUGGUGGAGAGACAAAAGAAAAGAAGGCGCGCGCCGGCGCAGAGGGUUAGACCCGGGGGGGCGGGCGCGCGCGCUUUUUUUUUUUCACGUUUACACUGCCUUCGGCAAAAUCGUGAAUUAACAAUGCAUAGCUACCUCCUCUUUAGUCGUUCAACUAGCAACGACUUUCGUCAGGUCAGAACCUGAAAUCGGGGCGUACGUACAGCGGUGAUUCAUGUCGUGAAUAUGUUAGGGGAUCCGCCCCAUUUUGUCCUUAUCUUUCGUUGCCGUUCGUCUCCUUCCGUAGGUAGCAAGCACCCCCCCCUCUUCCCUCGACAUGUUGGGCUUGACGCUGACACUUCACAUAUCUUUUGCUUCUAAUUUCUGGUGGGCUUGGGUACGUUUGACACGCGGCUGGACCGUUUUUCAUGUGUCAGCAGAGGCGAGAGAGCCUUGGCCGACGAGACCAUGGAAUACUCCGGCAUUCCGUUGGGUUGUGGGGGAUACACGCGUCAAGUGAUUUUUUCGAAUGACGCAUUGAAGUAUAUUUCGCACCUGUGCCUUGAUCGUGACCGACUCGUUUUUUGUGUAUAUGUCGUGGGAGAGAAGGACAGCAGUUCGAAGUCUAUGCAAACCCCGAGGUAAACACAGGAUAGAAUCAAAACCACGUGUUUAUUUUCUCGAUUGGUGACCCUUAGUUUGCUUCUGUUUCUGUUUUGCUCUUUGGCCUCGUAGCUAUUGCUAUUAGUGGGAACGACGGGCCUUCCCUGCGCAUAGAUCUCCUCUCUCUCUGUCGAUCUACGGUGUAGUAUCUCUUGUCCGACAUGUCAUGUCACGUUCCAGUGUUGGUUGUUCGGUGACUUUUUUUCAUUUGUCUUUUUUUUUUUUUUCGUCUUCACUUCAAAUCAGCGCUCACAGC